AUGAAGAAUUAUACCCUUGGGAACUUGGUGGAGGGUUGUCCUGAGUGAGAACUGCUUUUUGGUGUAAUCAUGCACAGGUCCCUGGUCGGGCUGGAUAAAUUCUUGGGGCAAGUGGCAAUCAAUCUCAAUGACAUCUUUGAGGACAAACAAAGAAGGAAAACCGAGUGGUUCAGAUUAGAAUCCAAACAAGGAAAAAGAGCCAAAAACAGGGGUGAGAUAAAAGUCAAUAUUCAGUUCAUGAGGAACAAUAUGACAGCCAGUAUGUUCGAUUUAUCAAUGAAGGACAAAACGAGAUCUCCUUUUGCAAAACUAAAAGAUAAGAUGAAAGGAAGAAAAAACGAUGGGACAUUUUCGGAUACGUCUUCUGCAAUCAUUCCAAGCACUCCCCUGCCUGAUGCCAGCACGGAGUUUGCAAGCCACGAAAUCCAGAUGAAAUCUAAACCAAAAAAACCUUUUCUUUUGGGACCUCAGAGACUUUCUUCAGCCCAUUCAAUGUCUGACUUAACUGGGUCCCACAUGUCCUCUGAGAAACUGAAGUCAGGCACUGUUGGUCAAACACAUCUUCUGGGGCGCCAGAUAGAUUCCUUUGGGGCAGUUCCAGAAAGCGGAAGUCUCAAAUCUCCACACAGAAGAACAUUAAGCUUUGAUACUUCUAAAAUGAACCAACCUGACAACAGCGUGGCCGAAGGCGAACCGUCGUCCUUCGGAAGACAGAAUGACCCAUUUACAAAUGUGACUGCUUCAUUACUCCCAAAAUUUGCAACACUGCCAAGGAAGAAAAACCCAUUUGAAGAAAGCAGUGAAUCAUGGGACAGCAGUGUGAAUUUAUUUUCCAAAUCAGUUGAAAUAAGGAAAGAAAACAAAAGAGAGAAGAGAGAGAAAGUUAGCCUCUUUGAAAGAGUUACUGGGAAAAAAGACAGCAGAAGAUCUGAUAGACCUAACAGUGGGGGGUCACACAGUCCUUGUGACGUGAAAUCACCUAAUGCGUUCAGUGAAAACCGCCAGGACUGCUUUGAUUAUGAGUCAACUAAUCCGUUUACAACAAAAUUCAGGGCUUCUAAUAUAAUGCCAUCUUCAAGUUUUCAUACGAAUCCGACAAGCAGUGAAGACCUCAGGAAAAUACUGGACAGCAACCCGUUUGAUGCCACUGCCGGGUACCGCAGUCUGACCUACGAGGAGGUCCUGCAGGAACUGGUGAAGCACAAGGAGCUCCUGAGGAGGAAGGACACCCACAUCCGGGAACUUGAGGACUACAUCGACAACCUCCUCGUUAGGGUGAUGGAGGAAACGCCCAGCAUCCUCCGGGUGCCCUACGAGCCCUCCAGGAAAGCCGGCAGAUUCCCAGAUAGUUAA
This is a messenger RNA of Elephantulus edwardii (Cape elephant shrew), 1353 nucleotides long. It is a transcript of the gene RAB11FIP2, whose product is annotated as RAB11 family interacting protein 2 (class I). Gene Ontology annotation, cellular component: endosome; phagocytic cup. Gene Ontology annotation, molecular function: small GTPase binding. Gene Ontology annotation, biological process: regulated exocytosis. NCBI's taxonomy places the organism in Eukaryota, Metazoa, Chordata, Mammalia, Macroscelidea, Macroscelididae. The transcript has 6 exons. The record is from RefSeq and is a predicted model, not a curated record.